GAAAGAAAGAAAGAAAUGGAGGAAAUAAGAUGGGAAGAAAGACACCAUGCCCUAACUCACAUCCUAACCCACCCUCCCACCACCACUCCGUCUCUCCACUCUCAAUUCUUCAUUUCCACCCAUAUCCCUUCUAAUUACCUCCUUUCCAAUUACCCUCCCAUCUACUCCCCUCCCUACCACCAAUUCCGGUGGGCUUUUCGUCUUUUCCUUAAAAGGGUGUCUAGAUUGGAAGGUUCUUGGAGGGCAAAGUGUCCUUAUCAACAACCUCCACCACUGGUGCUUGCUAAGGGCAUACACCCACCAAAAUGGAGCCAUGGAGAGAAGAGGGAGUAUGUGAAGAAGAGACUUGGAAGGAAAAGGUUAGGGAACCAUCUCAACCCUUGGAUUCCAAUCUUGUUGCCUAACCUUAUCUUGUUCUCUUUUUUACUUUGGGACCCUUUCCUAUCCCCCGGCCCCCAUCAUACUUAGAUUAGAUUCACCCCAAUUCUAUAUUUAUAUUUAUAAUUGUAUUAAUUACAUUUCUUUUUUUAUAAACUUAAUUAUAAUGAGUCAAGUUUUAAAUGUUACUGUUUUUAUUAAUGGUGGAAGAUUGAAAGUGUAUGCGUCAUGAUACGAAUCAAUCUUAAUUUAGUUUAUGCAUAUCUUGAUUUUAUUUUAUGUUGAUAGAGUAUUUUGUUUAAUGUUUCUUUUGAUUUGAAGUACACUUUAUAAUUGUUAUUCAUAUACAAUAAUAAGUUGUAAAAUUAAAUUUUAAAGAAAAUGUUUUACAAUAUUAUUGAAAAUACAACAUCAUGGGAUUAUGAAAUUUUAUAUUUUGUUUUGUUGUUUCUGUUUUUCGAUUUUAUUUUACAGAAAAAUCUAAAGAUGAGUUGGUUAUUAUUUCAUCUUAAUCUAUAUUUGUAUAUCAAAUUAAAGAUUAUAAAAUUUUGAUCUUUAUUAGUUUAAUUUAAGUUUUAUUAUAAUUUAGAUUUAAAAUAAAAAUAUUUUUCUAGUUUAAUUAU
Molecule: messenger RNA, 1001 nt
Organism: Cynara cardunculus var. scolymus (artichoke)
Lineage: Eukaryota; Viridiplantae; Streptophyta; Magnoliopsida; Asterales; Asteraceae
Exons: 1
Coding region: 16-468 (150 amino acids)
Source: RefSeq, a predicted model, not a curated record